UUGUGGGGGUCGAACUCCAGUCAUAUCCAGACUCGAAUUUGUAUUGCUUAAAAAGCUAUCAUUGAAAUGACAGAGCCAAAAUGUCGAUAUCAAAAUUAUUCGUGAAAGUGUUCAACGAGGAUAUAUUCGAGCAGGUCGACCACGACAAUCUGUACUCAGACCUAGACGAUGAUUUGGAGGGCGCUAAUUGCUCGACGGCUCCGGAUCCGAGGCCCGCGAAGCUCGCCGAUUUGUCCGUGACCAAGCAGAUGAUCAUUGUGCGAACAUGGCUGGAUGACAAGUUCCAACAAAUCCAGACUGACAGCAAUGAGGAAAUUCGACGCCUCUAUAUGGAGACGGAGAGCCGAAUUGGACCGGAUCUGACCAUUUUUGAUGUAGACUAUACAACCACGGUACGCGUGUCCUCGGACCGCCUGGCCUUGCGUUCUCAAGGAAGCUUCAAUACGGUUCGGGCAAAUUGUUGCGUGUACGGAGGCCGCUGGAUGUAUGAGAUCCACCUACAUACUAAAGGCGUCAUGCAGAUUGGGUGGGCCUCAAACUGCUGCCAAUUCAACGAAAACAGCGGCGUUGGAGAUACCAAGUCUAGCUAUGGAUAUGAUGGUAGCAAGCAGCAGAUCUGGCAUAUAUCCACCAAGAAGUACGGCGACAAAUGGCAGAUCGGCGACAUUAUCGGCGUGACCAUCGACGUCGACAAGGAACAAAUCGAAUAUUACCGAAAUGGACGCUCGAUGGGAGUGGCAUUCAACAAGUUGGAGAAGGGACCGGGUAUCACCUUCUUCGCAGCUAUAUCCCUGGGCUAUACGCAAGGCAUCGAGGCGAACUUCGGUAAUCGUCCGUUUAUGUAUCCGGUACUAGGCUUCCAACCGCUCAUGGCUCGACCCAUCCUUAAAUUGCGUAGGGCGAACCUGCUGAUGAAUUACUUGAUCAAUCUGGCCGGCAUCUUCUCCAAGUACAAUGCCCAAUCUGGAAUGUCAAUAGACAACGGUACCGAUGCCCGCGUUUCCACCAAGAAGACGGUUUACUGUAUAUUUGCUACCUUACUGAUUGAAAAGUUCACAAACGAGAUAUUUGAUCCAUACAUCAUCGAAGACGUAUUGCUGAACAGGAUCUCCUCCCUAACAACUCUGGCGGCAGAGAAGGAGAAUCGAUACAGCGUGCUCCAGGGUUUGCUUUCCCUUUUCUGGAACUACAUGGAGGGCGACGAGAUUAAGUUUGUGUUACGGAAGUUAGUCAACGCUUUGCUGGGUACGUUUACGCAUACAAUCCAGGGCUUGGAUUAUGAGAAGCAUCGCCAGACGAUAAGUAUGUUGCAUUGCCUUUGUCUGCACGAGCAGACCAGAAAAUAUUUGCUGGAAGGAAAGCUGUUCAAAAAGCACUGUCUUGCCUUUUUCCUCUACAUCCACCCGCUGGAGUUCUACAUCAUGGAAGAGCUGCUGCCUGACAGUAUGGCCUGGACGGAGGGAAUCGAUGGACCCAAGGAAAAAUAUCUGAAUGUUGUCGAGAAGGUUCGUAAGGUCACGGAACCCUUAUAUGCGGCGCAAAGGGACUUUCUUACCACUCUUUUAAUCAACUCGGAUGGGACACGGGAAAGUCCGUCAAGUCGCACAAUAUUCUUGUCCAAAAUGCGUCGCUAUGUAAUAGAUCUCAGCAUGGAGCAAAGGCCCUUCCAUGCCUUUUUCUUCAUGCAAUCGAGCAUCCAGCAUCCGCUGGAUGCACCUGUGGCCCUUGCCUUUGUCAGCAUACUUAUUGAUCAGACGCGCGCGAUGUUUAAAGAUGAACUGCCUACCAAAAAUGUGGAGGUGAACAGCGAUUUUUUCAUAGAUGGUUCGUUUGACUACAUGCACUUUGAUCGCGUUGGAGGUGUCCUCUCCCAUUUAAGAAAGGUCCAUCGGAGCGAUAUCGAUGCUAGAUUAGGAGCGGCUCGUGCUCAACAAAUUUAUGAUGAUGAUCGCCAAAACUUGAGGGUUAAUGAAGUGGAUACCACGCUUUAUCUAUUGGGGGAGAACAUCAACAAUGUGGCGGUAGUUGGACACACUCAGGGCGCCAACAAUUCCACGUAUACCCAUUUCUUAAAUGCAAGACCUCAUGGCAGCACCGAUACUUCACCGGGCAAUGUGGAUAUGGAGGCCAGUCUCUGCGAGCUUCUUGACCUCUGCAUAAUCUUUUACUACUCAGCGGGUCACAAAUAUAUUGUAAAGAUAGCCACGGUGAGAGAUGAGAUCGCAGCUCUGAAUGAAGUGCUCAAGGAGACGAAAUUUUAUCGAGAGGAUAUAGAACGUAAGCUGGUGGCCUUGGAGCAGCAUGCCAAUGUCUGCAUGAACGAGAAUCAUCAGCACGUUAUGGGCGAGCUACGGACCAAGUUCAGUCAGCGCCAGAAUGUUUUUGCAACACGCUCGAUAGCACUGUCCAGAAAACAAAUCUGGCUGAGAGGAGUGGCUCUAAAUGGUCACAGGCGAUCCCUGCUCUUGUGGUUACUAGAACGAAUGUUGCGAACUCUGACGACUGCUUCAAACACGGGACCCUUGUUCUCCUUCGUACCUGAAGUGUAUAUAAAUACACUGCCUAUUUUGUUAGAUGCCGUGAUGGACUUUAGUCACCAUGAUUUGAGAGCUCAAUUUGAGGCCUCAGAUGCGGAGUGCGCCGUAAACUCUGCAGCAGAGUUUCUAGGCAUUCACUCAGCAGAUCCGCGUAUUGUUCUUGCCUCCUGUAAGGAUUCGCUGCUGCAAGCUUUGGGCACACUCACCUGCCACAAGUCCGGAGUGCGAGCCUUGGAACGAACUUCGAAGAGAGCGCAGGCAAGUCUAGUUCGAGCACUACUGCGUCCCUAUGAGAAUCGAGCUUGGGGUCAGAGCAAUUGGCUCCUAUUGCGCUUUUGGAUGGGAGAGGGCUAUGCUUACAAGGAUGCCCGCCAGCCAUCUGUGUGGCAGGGAGGGUCGCUGCCCCUCCACCAGGGACUGUGUCGCAGUCGCUCUAGAAACGAGACGCACACGGGACUGCUGCACAACGUUGCCCCGGCUAAUCCCUCAAAGCAUUUUCAGCGUCUGAUCGGGGCAAAAUUGAGAGAGGACGAGCCCUUCGCAACUGCCUUCCUAAACUCGGUCUUAAGCCAAUUAAACUGGGCUUUUUCUGAAUUUAUUUUACUGCUGCAGGAGAUCCAAAACACAGCUCAAAGGCAGGAAAACACCUUGUUUGAGCCAAAGCAGCUUAAGAUUUGCUCAAUGUGUUUUGAGCUGACAGUCUCGCUGAUGCGAUGCCUCGAAAUGGUUAUCUCAGCAGCUCCUGAGGUUGUUACUGACGAAUCUCGACCGAAUAGCGAUCUUCUAUUAAAUCGCAUCUGCCAGCUUAUCAGUCAAGUGCUUUCCCGGGUGACAGUACCACCGGGAUGCUUUCAGUUCGUGGUGGACAUGUGCUCGGCUGAUCUUAAUGCAGUUACUCAUUAUCCCAUUGUGACCGCUGCUUUGGGUAUUCUGUUAGCCCUGAUGCAGGAAGAGAUGGAGACUGACAUGAGGCCACAGAUUGUGACGCGAGUGUCCCGAGCUUUUCUCACCGAUCCGAGCUUCCAGUUUGCCACUCUAGAGUUUGCUUUGGGAGAAAUACGAACACCGUUGCUGGAGCAGAAGAAUAUACCCCGGGGUAAUUUUGAUCCCUCUUCUAGGCCCCACAUUGAUCCGCUGACCAAUGAUGUACGUGUGCCCGUACCCAACAACUCCAAACGUAUUCGGGCAGAUCCGCCAAUCCUUAAAUUUGCCCUAAAUGAUUUUCCCUCACAUGUGUCCUCUGAGGAAAUCGAGAAUGUGCGCAGCCUGAUCGAGAGUUUGCGCGUGAAGCAGACAUUGCUCUCGGACAUAACACUGCCAUCGGAAGACUCACUGUGUCCUAUAUGCUGCGCCAAACCCAUCACUGCCGUUUUCACGCCCUGCAAGCACCAGUCCUGCAGCGACUGCAUCAUGCAACACAUGAUGAACUCCAAGGUGUGCUUUUACUGUAAGACCACAAUACAAACCAUUGAGACGCUAGAUGGUUCGGUCAUUUAUUCCAAUGAAGAUGUCGUCCAGACACCAAUGGUCGAGCGGGCCUAAAAGGAAACCCACCGAAAGCAAUCAAGGAAAUAUUCCUUUGAAUGCCCAACAAAGUCUAGUCAAUCUUAAAGACAAACUCCUACGCUUUAAGUGUAUAUAUAUACAUUUAUUAAGGUACAUUUAACUUGUAUCAUUCGUAAAAUUUUUGUUUGAGUUGUAUGCUUGCCAUUAUAAGUUCUGAUGUGAUAUGCCAAUAGUGCAAUGUAAAGAAAGUUAAAUAUAACCAAAGAUGAAGUAUUAGAAA
Molecule: messenger RNA, 4323 nt
Organism: Drosophila eugracilis
Lineage: Eukaryota; Metazoa; Arthropoda; Insecta; Diptera; Drosophilidae
Gene: Kpc1
Product: E3 ubiquitin-protein ligase RNF123
Exons: 11
Coding region: 81-4079 (1332 amino acids)
Cellular component (GO): cytoplasm
Molecular function (GO): ubiquitin-protein transferase activity; protein binding
Source: RefSeq, a predicted model, not a curated record